Messenger RNA from Daldinia loculata, 1830 nucleotides. Its product is annotated as putative type III polyketide synthase. Gene Ontology annotation, biological process: polyketide biosynthetic process. The transcript has 2 exons. The coding region runs from base 315 to 1682 and encodes 455 amino acids. The record is from RefSeq and is a predicted model, not a curated record. Gene Ontology annotation, molecular function: acyltransferase activity, transferring groups other than amino-acyl groups. Lineage: Eukaryota; Fungi; Ascomycota; Sordariomycetes; Xylariales; Hypoxylaceae.
CGUUUAUGAUAUACCUUGAUAUUUGCGGUUAAAUCUCUUGGCGUCUCAUACUCUUUUUCUUCUCCAGAAUUAGCUUAUUAGCUUACCUAUUAGUCUACCUAGCCAGGGGAUAACUUACACAAGAGCUUCGUGCUAUAUUCUUCUAAACAGUCGGCGCUUAGCGUUACCGCGUUGAACAAACGUUACCGAGGCUAGAAUCUUAACCUACGUUCUGCCACUACCGUCCGGUUGUUUUUACAUCACGAUAGAUUUCAAUACCUAAAAUACCUAAAAUACUUAAUCGAACAAGAGAAGUUGACGCACGACUAAGGGCAAUGGCAUCGUCAAAUACGUUCGGGGAGCUGGACCUCUCCAUCAUCGGCUUAGGAGCUCGAUACCCACCAUACUCCCUCAAGUCAGACGAGGUAGACAAAAUCGCAACUAAAUACUAUCCUGACUCUCCCGCCAUGCAGAAGGUGCUCUCAAUAAAUAAAUACACGGGUAUCGACACGCGCUCAUCUAUUGGUACCUCUGAUCAUCCCUCAGUGAACCUACCUGAAGCGCCAUCAAUAGCAGAACUCCACAAAAUUUUCAUGUCAGAUGGUGUUCCGCUCGCCAUUGAGGCUUCUAGGAAAGCAAUUCUAGAAGCUGGCAUCGAUCUAUCCGAGAUUACUCAUAUAGUUUCGACAACAUGUACUGACAGUGCUAACCCCGGAUUUGAUCAUUUCGUUGCAAAGGGGUUGGGUAUUACCCACCAAGUAGAGAAAGUUUUGUUGCACGGAGUCGGUUGUGCAGGUGGAUUAGCAGUACUACGCACUGCUGCUAAUUUAGCUUUGGGGCACUCAAUGAGACGGAAAGCUGCUAGGAUUCUAUGUGUUGCUCUUGAAGUGAGCACAACGAUGGUUCGCAGCGAGCUAAACAGCAUUGAUGAGCUCCAAGAAACGCGCAUUGGGGCUUGCUUGUUUUCCGAUUGUGCGUCCGCCUUGGUUCUCAGUAACGGGAUUGGACAGCCAACGGCCGAACCAAUCUACGAAUUACUUGGGUGGGAACACAAGAUCAUCCCCGAGACCGAGACCGAUCUUGCCUUUGACGUAGACCCGGUUGGUUGGAAGGUUGUACUCUCACCUCGAGUGCCAAAGCUAGCAACCGAAAUACUGCGCCCAAGUUUCAUCGACCUGCUGGAAAAUGUUUCUGGUCUCCCUGCUGAAUGCAAAGAGGCAUCCGACUUUGAUUGGGCGAUGCAUCCGGGUGGCCUGACCAUCUUAACGGGUGCUGAAAAAGUGAUGGGUAUCUCAUCAGAGCACAUGCGCGCAAGUUAUGACCGAUACAUGAAUCACGGAAACUCGAGCUCGGCAACUAUUUUCAGCGUGAUAGACCGCCUACGGAGUAAAGAUAUGGACGCAAUGGCCCCUGGUGGCCGGGUCCGGGAUUAUGUGGUGGGGUGUGCCUUUGGCCCGGGAAUCGCCAUCGAGAUGUGCAUGCUUAAACGCAAUAUGAGACACCGCGGGGCUGAUGCCAUCCUCGAGACAGAUAGCGAGGCUAGUAGGAGUGAGGCUGACGAGGAAACCGACUGGGCAAGCAUUGAGUCUCGAGAGUCGAUUCCAGGCACGCCUGGUUCCGCGAACACCCAAGCUGAACAAAAACCUACACUAGGUGACGAUAUAUUCGUAAAAGAAGCCAUUGCCAGCGUCGAAUUGGAUUAAAAAGGAUCAGGCCUAGACCAGCAAAUGACGUUAAAUUAUACCCAUAGCCUAUUUUGUUUACGUCCAAUACACCAUAUUCUUUACUACUCAAAUCACCUACCCAUUGGCUAUGCCAUACUCUGCAGCGAAGCACGGAAGUGCCAUUCAA